CCGUCAGAGUUCCCGGGCGUGUUGGCGUGCGACGCUGUCGUGCCGACGGCCCGCUUUACGGCCGCGAGCACGGAGCGAGCCGGCGCCGGGGCCGCUCGGGCCGGCAAGCAGGGCGGGCGAGCGAAGUGGAUGCCCGGCGGCGGCGGGGCGAGCGCGGCGUCUGGCCGGCUCCUCAUCGCCGCUGAGCAGAGAGGGACCCGAGAGGCGGCGGGGUCGGCGGCCCGCGGCGGCGCGGGGAGCUCCGGCGUCGGCCGAGGCCUCGGCUCGGGGGGCCCCGGUGCGGGCGGCCCGGCGGGCAGGAUGAGCCUGACGCCCAAGGAGCUGUCGAGCCUGCUGAGCAUCAUCUCGGAGGAGGCGGGCGGCGGCAGCACGUUCGAGGGCUUGUCCACCGCCUUCCACCACUACUUCAGCAAGGCCGACCACUUCCGCCUGGGCUCGGUGCUGGUGAUGCUGCUGCAGCAGCCCGACCUGCUGCCCAGCGCGGCGCAGCGGCUCACGGCGCUCUACCUGCUCUGGGAGAUGUACCGCACCGAGCCGCUCGCCGCCAACCCCUUCGCCGCCAGCUUCGCGCACCUGCUCAACCCCGCGCCGCCCGCCCGCGGCGGCCAGGAGCCCGACCGCCCGCCGCUCUCAGGAUUUUUACCUCCCAUAACUCCACCGGAAAAGUUUUUCCUCUCCCAGCUGAUGCUGGCACCACCCAGGGAACUUUUCAAGAAGACCCCUCGGCAGAUUGCCCUGAUGGACGUCGGCAACAUGGGCCAGUCUGUGGACAUCAGCGGCCUGCAGCUGGCCUUGGCUGAACGUCAGUCUGAACUGCCGACGCAGAGCAAAGCCAGCUUCCCUAGCAUUCUCAGUGACCCAGACCCGGAUUCCUCCAAUUCUGGAUUUGACAGCUCAGUUGCCUCUCAGAUCACGGAAGCUUUAGUCAGUGGACCAAAACCCCCAAUCGAAAGCCACUUCCGGCCGGAGUUUAUUCGCCCGCCGCCUCCACUGCACAUCUGUGAGGAUGAACUGGCCUGGCUCAACCCCACGGAGCCGGACCACACGGUUCAGUGGGAUAAGUCCAUGUGUGUGAAGAAUAGCACUGGUGUGGAGAUCAAGCGGGUCAUGGCCAAAGCCUUCAAAAGUCCCUUGUCUUCCGCCCAACAGACACAGCUCCUGGGUGAAUUGGAGAAAGACCCCAAACUGGUUUAUCAUAUUGGCCUCACUCCAGCCAAGCUUCCUGACCUAGUGGAAAACAACCCUUUAGUGGCCAUAGAAAUGCUGCUGAAACUGAUGCAGUCCAGCCAGAUCACCGAGUAUUUCUCUGUCCUUGUCAACAUGGACAUGUCCUUACACUCGAUGGAAGUUGUGAAUCGACUGACUACAGCUGUUGAUCUACCUCCAGAAUUUAUUCACCUUUAUAUAUCUAACUGCAUCUCUACUUGUGAACAAAUCAAGGAUAAGUACAUGCAGAACCGCUUGGUCCGUCUGGUGUGUGUCUUUCUCCAGUCCUUGAUCCGUAACAAAAUUAUUAAUGUGCAGGACUUGUUCAUAGAAGUGCAGGCAUUCUGUAUUGAAUUCAGUAGGAUACGGGAAGCUGCUGGCCUUUUCCGGUUGCUGAAAACACUGGAUACUGGGGAAGCGCCACCGGAGACCAAAAUGUCUAAGUGAUACCUCAGCCAAGCCACCCUAUUCAUUGUCAUUGCCUUGCUUAGACGUGUUGGCCGCAUGCAUCCAGACAACAUUCUAUCUGCUUCAACCACGUUCGGUUUUCCUGGAUGACUUUUCCUGUAGGUGAAUAUUUGUAAGAACUUGGAAAAAAUGUUUUUAAGAAUCUUCCUGGCUAUCCACAGGAAAAAGUUAUCCACCCACCAAAGUUAUUACAAAAUAAUUUUUGUUUUGCACUGCAGAGU
Ochotona princeps (American pika) is the source of this 1895-nucleotide messenger RNA. RefSeq names its product CCR4-NOT transcription complex subunit 11 (gene CNOT11). The transcript has 7 exons. Gene Ontology annotation, cellular component: CCR4-NOT complex. Gene Ontology annotation, biological process: negative regulation of translation; mRNA catabolic process. Bases 130 to 1653 code for a protein of 507 amino acids. NCBI's taxonomy places the organism in Eukaryota, Metazoa, Chordata, Mammalia, Lagomorpha, Ochotonidae. The record is from RefSeq and is a predicted model, not a curated record.